Phyllostomus hastatus (greater spear-nosed bat) is the source of this 944-nucleotide messenger RNA. RefSeq names its product Rac family small GTPase 3 (gene RAC3). NCBI's taxonomy places the organism in Eukaryota, Metazoa, Chordata, Mammalia, Chiroptera, Phyllostomidae. Gene Ontology annotation, molecular function: GTPase activity; protein kinase binding; GTP binding. Gene Ontology annotation, cellular component: cell projection; plasma membrane; cytoskeleton. Gene Ontology annotation, biological process: actin filament organization; small GTPase-mediated signal transduction; regulation of cell shape. The record is from RefSeq and is a predicted model, not a curated record. The transcript has 6 exons. The coding region runs from base 294 to 806 and encodes 170 amino acids.
CCUGGGCAUCGGGGAGUACUGUGCGCCGGUCCCUGCACCUAACCAGCGCGGGGUGCGGGGCCCGGGGCUCAGGGACAGGCUGGGGAGGCGGACACCCGGGCCUGACCUCACCAGAUUUCUCCGGAAAGCCCGCGCCCCCCGCCGGCCACGCUCGGCUGUCUCCGCGCCCGGCGCUCGGCGGCGCUCGGCUGUCUCCGGCCGCUCGGCUCCGCGCUCGGCUCGGGUCCGCGGCCGCUGCGGCGCGAGUAUUUCUCCGCAGCUCGCUGGCGGCCGCGCCCGCCCGGCCCGCGCCCAUGCAGGCCAUCAAGUGUGUGGUGGUCGGCGACGGCGCCGUGGGGAAGACCUGCCUGCUGAUCAGCUACACGACCAACGCCUUCCCGGGAGAGUACAUCCCCACCGUUUUCGACAACUACUCGGCCAACGUGAUGGUGGACGGGAAGCCGGUCAACCUGGGGCUGUGGGACACCGCCGGGCAGGAGGACUAUGACCGGCUGCGGCCGCUCUCCUACCCUCAGACUGAUGUCUUCCUGAUCUGCUUCUCCUUGGUGAGCCCAGCUUCCUUUGAGAACGUUCGAGCCAAGUGGUACCCGGAGGUGCGGCACCACUGCCCCCACACGCCCAUCCUCCUGGUGGGCACCAAGCUGGACCUCCGGGACGACAAGGACACGGUCGAGCGGCUGCGGGACAAGAAGCUGGCGCCCAUCACGUACCCCCAGGGCCUGGCCAUGGCCCGGGAGAUCGGUGAGCUCGGUCAAGUACCUGGAGUGCUCGGCCCUGACCCAGCGCGGCCUGAAGACAGUGUUUGACGAGGCCAUCCGGGCGGUGCUCUGCCCGCCCCCCGUGAAGAAGCCGGGGAAGAAGUGCACUGUCUUCUAGAACCCCCCCGCCCCGCCCCCGCCCGCUGUCCUGUCCAGCUGUGUCCAGCUGUCUGCGUCCCAGUCUGC